AUUAUUGUUCUUCGCGUAGUCGUCAUGUAAAUAUCCAUAUUGUAAAUCUGUACAAAGAUUUUUAAUGCUGUUAGUUACGUGCCAGCAGUUUCCUCGUGUUAAAUAAUAUUGCACAUACAAUAUUAGAGAAAACUUCAUUAAACGGUCAAAUAUCAGUAUGAGCAAUCCAAAUAGGGAAGUGUUUGAAUAUCGUGGACAAUGCAUAGCCGAAUGUUACAAUCAGUUUUUCAAUCCAAAUAUUUGUCACGUCUGCAAAUCGGUAGACAGAGGCAAGUUGAUAUUAUGUAGUCAAUGUUACUUGAUUUCUUAUUGUAGCGAAGAACAUAAAAUGAUACACCACCCAUACCACGCGAAAAUUUGUGCAAUUAUAGCUCAGGUUUUGCAAGUAAAACCUCAUCAAGACAUGCGCACGUUCUAUGACUGGCAACAAUGGAUACAAUCAAGAAAAAUAUUGAUGGAAUCAAUCCAAGAAAGACUUGAUGACAAAAUGGAGCCUUAUAUGGAACAAAUGAUCUUAUGGUCAAAAUCAUGUGUUGUUUGCUAUCAACAGGCAAAUCUGCGGGUUUGUCAAAGAUGCUUUUCCGCUAACUAUUGCAAUCAGCACGCGGAAGUUUUUAACAGGAAACAUGACGGAGCCAAAUGCGACCAAUUAAUGCUGUUGCUUAAUAUAGAUAUCAAAACUAUUUCUGGCAAAACAUCUAAUAUAUCCUAUAAUUUCUUUUUAUUUAUCAAUAAGAGAAGUUGUUUUGAAGAAAUGCUCGAAUUUUGUAUAGAAUAUAUACUAAUGCGAAGAAAAGAUCUCGAUUGGCUUGCUAAAGACUACGUUCGAUCCGAUUAUCUUUCAGAACCACUGACAGUUUAUUCUGGGUUAAAGAGAACACAUUUGUUACGUAUCCUGCAAAGCUCUUUGGUGAUUAUUCAUAUUAUAGCCGUAAAUCCUAUGAAAGGAGAUAGUUUACCAGCUUGGGAAAUUUUGUUACAUCUUGUACCUCAAAUACAACAACUAUUAAUUAUUUUAGUAGGACCAAAAUUAAUGAAUUACGAUACUGGUAAAUGUAAACUUUGUAAACGUUGCAUGGAUAGUGAAAAGAUGUUUUUCUACGUUUCAAUUCCUAUGUUGUAUUGCGAUUUUAUACGAUCUGAUAAAUAUAUAAUACCAACUGUGAUUGCGGGAUUUCACAUUGAACUUGAUAAGGGAAACAUAUGUACAGAGUCUAUACAAGAAAUAAUGAAUCAACGUUGUAUAUUAUUUUUAUGUUCAUCGUCCAAACGUGAAGUUAAAAAGAACAUCAUUAAAAUAGAGGAAGUCCUGGAUAGAAUUGUAGAACCUGAUUUUAAUGAAAGAAAUCACUUUAGUGGUCUUGCACCACACAAAGACUUAGAGACUGGCGAUAUAUAUUUUCAUAAUGAAUAUUUAACUAUUUACAAUAAUUCAUAUUAUGAUAGUAGUGCGAAGUUCAGCUCAUACACUUAAUUAUACGAUGACUUUAGUAUCAUAUCCUGAACAUAUGCACAUUAUAUUAUUAUAGUAAAUUAACAUUUUUAAUAGUUAAUGAAUAUUUUUAAUAAAGAUUACUCUCUUUUAUAGUCAAUUAUAUGGCUUUUUAUACGGUAUUACACUAAUCAUAGGAUAAUUGUGACACACUUUAUAUAGUUUGUUUAAUUAAAUAAAUGGCAUAUCGAAUUAAUUAGGAAAGUCUUCUACUAUUUUUUAAAUUUUACAAUGAUUAUUAAAGAAUACAUUAAAAAAUAUUAGCUUAUGGAUACGCGAACAGCAGCAAGACGAGCAGGUGGAGGCAUUAUCUCAUCUUGAAUGUCUCGAAUCUGUUAAUCUCCCGGUUAUGGUAAUGCUAAACCAUCGUGGCUUACUAUAGGCCAAUAUCAUACACAACUUGACUUUGCCAGCAGACUGUUGACAAAUUUAAGAAAGAUCAAACAAUGAAAAUUCGACAAAGAGUCAUAAAAUGUCGCGAAAAUUCCUUAGAAUACUCGAUAGAAAUGGGUGAAAAUAAGCGAGAGUAACAAUUAAUCUUGCGAAACACGUGAAAAUUGUUUCAAGAAUUUUGGGGACACCUGUUUGUCGUUUAUUUACGGAGGCUGACUCCUUAAUCACAACUGUAUACGUUCGUGAAAUAAAAAGCCUGAAAUCACCACACGAUAUUUAGCGGUGCUGAAUUUCAUGCAGUUCGUGUUCACUCACGCUCGCUUUUCGGACAUGCAUCACCACUUCGGAAUGUAAAUACGCGUUAUCGAGACACGUUGGCAGCCGUAAUGUCGUCGUCGUGGCGAAACACGCAAGGCAGGCUAACUACCUCUGAAAUAUGACUCGGAGAGGAGGUUCUCCCUCGGCAAUACCGCGGCAGAAAGAACAUGCGACACGUUAGCAAGCACGGUAAUGAACAAACCGCACAAACGCGAAGGCGACUUGUAUGCGAAAGAUCGACUGACUCACUUGUGCGAUAGUUUUCUUUUACUGUGCGAUUGCGAUGCGAUUUCCAACGACAUACGUGUUCGAGUUUUGUGAAUUUUUUAUUA
Molecule: messenger RNA, 2535 nt
Organism: Odontomachus brunneus
Lineage: Eukaryota; Metazoa; Arthropoda; Insecta; Hymenoptera; Formicidae
Exons: 1
Coding region: 158-1474 (438 amino acids)
Cellular component (GO): extrinsic component of mitochondrial inner membrane
Source: RefSeq, a predicted model, not a curated record